UCUUUAUAACUCACUGUGGCUAGUCGAUCAAUGUGGAUGCAGUCAUGUAUAUGCAAUGUUUCGUGGGUUCUCGCGUACAUUAUAGUGAAUGGGGUCGUUGAAAAAAUAUGACAGAAAAUCGAGGUAAGUGAUCUCAGAGUUUCUACUUAACAUAUUGACUUGAAAUCUUGCAUACAUAUUCAAUAUACAUAGUAUGACAAUGUGUGAAAGUUUCAGCUAGCAUAUUCCUGUUAUAGGGAAGAUAUUUGAACAACAUUUCGUAAACGUCAACAUAUAUGUAUCAAAUGGAUUCAACUAUGUAUCAUUUGGAUUCAGAACGGUAACAAAUGGAUGCUAUAAUAAAUUAUGCUUUUAUCAUGAUGAUUUAUUUACAGAUGGACAACUGGCCAGAUUUUCUUUGUAUCCAUUGUUCGGAUAAACAUUCCUUAUUCAGUGAAGUAAUUAGCCACACCAUUACAAUACACUCUCAUGAAGAAUUGAAAAUUGAUAGACUUUAUAUAGACCCGUCAACUGGAAAAUGCCAUUACAGAAGGAAAAACUAUGGUUUCAUCCCUAAUACUGUUAAUUUGAAAAACGGGUCCAUAACAUGUAAUGGUGACAAUGAAGAUGUUGAAAUUAGGUACGCCAAUCAAGUGAAUUCAGAGCCCAAGAACCAUCAAACCACUGAAAUACCCACAGAUCAAGUUUCAGAGCCAUUAACAUUCCUUGAAAGUGACAAUGAGCAGCCAACAGAUGGACCAUCUGUAAAUCUUGGUGAUUUUGUCAGCUCAGCUGAAAGAGCCUACAGAUUCCUUGAAACAAAUGACCCAAAUUCAAGAAUUAUAUCAUCUAUUUACAAUUUUUUUGAAAUCGUGGUAAGUGGAAUCUUUCCAAUUACCAAUAUAGCAUUAUUAUUGUUUUUGGACACUGUGGACUAUUUCACCGCUCCAUGUGCCAAA
Messenger RNA from Owenia fusiformis, 938 nucleotides. NCBI's taxonomy places the organism in Eukaryota, Metazoa, Annelida, Polychaeta, Sabellida, Oweniidae. The record is from the annotation of a GenBank genome assembly.